Messenger RNA from Benincasa hispida (wax gourd), 2387 nucleotides. RefSeq names its product phosphoinositide phospholipase C 2-like. The record is from RefSeq and is a predicted model, not a curated record. Gene Ontology annotation, cellular component: plasma membrane. Gene Ontology annotation, biological process: lipid metabolic process; phosphatidylinositol-mediated signaling; release of sequestered calcium ion into cytosol. NCBI's taxonomy places the organism in Eukaryota, Viridiplantae, Streptophyta, Magnoliopsida, Cucurbitales, Cucurbitaceae. Gene Ontology annotation, molecular function: phosphatidylinositol-4,5-bisphosphate phospholipase C activity.
CCAUAACUCUCUUCAAAACGCAUCUCUUUUCGUUUCAUUUGUCUUCCAUUUCCGACGUUCUUCAGAUUUUCCCCUUUCACCUUCUUCUUCUUCAUACACCUUUCUUCUUCACUCUUUCUCUCUCUGAAUCCCCAUUUCCCCCUCUAAUUCUUCUCCUCCAUGUCUAAACAGACCUACAGAGUGUGUUUCUGCUUCCGCCGGCGCUUCAAGAUGACCGCCGGCGAAGCCCCCGACGAGAUCAAGAAGCUCUUUGAGGAAUACUCCGAGAAUGGUAUCAUGAACCCCGAUCAUCUCCAGAGAUUCUUGAUCGAUGUUCAGAAAGAGGUCAAGACCACCAGAGACGACGCUCAGAACAUGAUUGAACGCUGUACUAAUGAGCUCAAGCAUUUGAACAUCUUCCAUCGCAAGGUUCUCAAUCUUGAAGCCUUCUUCAAGUAUCUCUUCAGCGAUCUCAACCCUCCUCUCGAGUCUCUUGGGGUGCACCAUGAUAUGAGUGCUCCUUUGUCGCAUUAUUACAUAUAUACAGGCCACAACUCCUACUUGACUGGGAAUCAGCUCAGUAGUGACUGUAGUGAUGUGCCCAUCAUACAAGCUCUACAGAGAGGAGUUAGAGUAAUUGAAUUGGAUAUAUGGCCGAAUUCUUCAAAGGAUAAUAUAGAUGUUCUUCAUGGCAGGACACUUACUACCCCUGUGGAGCUUAUUAAAUGUUUGAAAUCUAUUAAAGAGUAUGCUUUUGUUGCAUCUGAAUAUCCAGUUGUAAUAACAUUGGAAGACCAUCUUCCUCCUAAUCUCCAAGCUAAAGUGGCUGAGAUGGUUACGAAUACAUUUGGAGACAUUCUGUUCUCUCCUGGCUCUGAAUGCUUGAAGGAAUUUCCUUCCCCUGAAUCACUAAAGAAAAGGAUUAUUAUAUCAACUAAACCACCUAAGGAGUACCUUAGGACCAACGAUGUUCCUAAGGAGGGUGAGGCACAGAAGGAAAAGACUUCUGGGGAUGAUAAAGAAACAUCAGCAUGGGGAAGAGAAGUGUCAAGCUUGAAAGGUGCUUCUGUAACUGACUACAAGCAAGAUUUGGAUGAUGAUAGUAACGAUGAGGAAGAUACUGAGGAUGGAGAUCCCAAGUCUACAUCGCAGUAUAUUGCUCCUGAGUAUAAAAAUUUGAUUGCUAUUCAUGCGGGUAAGCCUAAAGGUGGAAUUGAUGCAUGCCUCAAAGUGGAUCCCGACAAAGUUAGACGUCUGAGCUUGAGUGAGCAACAACUUGAAAAGGCAGUGCUUACUCAUGGAAAACAAAUUGUAAGGUUUACUCAGAAGAACAUUUUGAGAGUCUAUCCGAAGGGGAUCAGGUUUGACUCAUCCAAUUAUAACCCAAUGAUUGGGUGGACUCAUGGUGCUCAAAUGGUUGCACUGAACAUGCAGGGUUAUGGAAGGUCACUAUGGUUGAUGCAUGGCAUGUUCAGAGCUAAUGGUGGUUGUGGUUAUGUUAAAAAACCAGAUUUUAUACUGAAGCCUGGUUCAGAUGAUGAGAUCUUUGAUCCUAGAGUUAGGUUGUCUGUGAAAACUACUCUGAAAGUGACUGUGUACAUGGGAGAAGGAUGGUAUUAUGAUUUCCAUCACACACACUUUGAUGCUUACUCCCCACCAGACUUUUAUACGAGGGUGGGAAUUGCUGGGGUCCCAGCUGAUACCAUAAUGAAGAAAACAAAAACGUUAGAAGAUAACUGGGUGCCUGCUUGGAACGAGGUGUUUGAGUUUCCACUAACUGUUCCAGAACUUGCUCUGCUCCGAGUUGAAGUUCAUGAGUACGACAUGUCUGAAAAGGAUGAUUUCGGGGGCCAGACGUGCCUGCCUGUUGCAGAACUAAGAAGAGGAAUUCGAGCCGUUCCGCUCCAUAACGUCAAGGGAGAGAAGUACAAAUCCGUCAAGCUUCUGAUGGGGUUUGAAUUCGUUUAACAAGGCAAAGCAAGGCAAGGCAAGUUCCACUACAUCAUAAAUUAUGUACAGCUUCAAAAUUAGUAAGCAGCUUUUGUUCCUCUUCUCCUCCCCUUCUUGAUUCUGUUUUAUUAUCAUUAUUAUUAUUAUUGGUGUCAUUUAGUUUUUCCUAUUUUGUGAGGAUCUUUUAGCUGAGUAUCACUAUCAACCAUAUCAUAUGUAAAAUGGUUUUGAUAUGGAAGAAGAUUGUAUUUCUAUCUGUAGAGAACCGAAUCCAUUAUCCAUGUCAUUUCCUUCAAUGUUCAAAUGUACUAUUAAAUAAUGUUUCUCCCCCCCUUUUCUGGGACUGUUUCAACAGAUGUUUGUCCAAAACUGUCUUCAUGGACAGUGCGCAAAUAUGUCUGGUGAGAUUUGAGAUUAUAAAAAAAAAGGUUUCUUGGAAUUUUACUUCUGACAUGUAA